Molecule: messenger RNA, 2028 nt
Organism: Cryptomeria japonica (Japanese cedar)
Lineage: Eukaryota; Viridiplantae; Streptophyta; Pinopsida; Cupressales; Cupressaceae
Product: UDP-glycosyltransferase 72B1
Exons: 1
Coding region: 182-1579 (465 amino acids)
Molecular function (GO): UDP-glycosyltransferase activity
Source: RefSeq, a predicted model, not a curated record
AUAAAAUACAAUCUUUAAAUGAAAUACACUCAUUAUUGUGAUUGAAAUGAUUGUGUGUCAGGUGUUGCCGUGAGGAGCUGUAUAACUUAGAGAUAAGUAACUUGCUUCACAAAUUUGGGUGAAGGCUCUUAUUUCUGCUCAAUCUUUGCAUUUCUAGCUUCUGUAAUUGAAGCCACCAUUGAUGGGGAAUCCUCAUGUCGCCAUUUUCCCGCUGAGCGGAGCAAUGGGUCAUUUGCUUCCAUUAGUUGAAUUUGUAAAGCGGCUGUGCACUCAUCAUGGCUUCUCCAUAACUCUCAUCAUCAGCAAGUGGAUGUGGACUUCUCAGCAACCCGCAGUGCUUGAACGAUUGGCCUCUUCCGCUCUGGAUAUCCGCUUUACAGAGAUACCUGAUGUCACUGUCGAUGAAGACGAGGAAGAGAUGAAAAUUGAAACUCGCAUAUCAAAGUUCGUGCUGAAAGCGAAGCCAUACAUUGAAGAGGCUCUCCAAUCCUUGCUUUCGUCUAUGCCCAUCUCUGCCUUCGUUACAGACUUCUUCUGUACUGACCUGCUCGACGUUGGCGCCAAGCUGAACUUGCAAACUUAUUUAUUCUUUUCGGCCUCGGCUUCUGGUCUUUGCUUCGCGAUGCAUAUCCCAACACUCGUCUCAAACAUUGAGAUGUCGUGUACAGGCCCCGAUUUUGAAGUGGAGGUACCGGGGCUCCCGCCGAUUCCUGCUAGGAAUCUGCCCAUUGCCAUUCAAGACAAGUCGAAUUCCGCGUGUAAAUGGAUAGUCCACCAUUCUUCCCGGCUGAAGGAAGCAUCAGGGAUUCUCGUUAACACCUUUGCUGAGCUGGAGGAGGAAGCCAUCAAAGUCCUCAGCUCGCCUGCAACGCCUCCGAUCUAUCCAAUAGGUCCCUUGUUGCUCCCAGAAUCUGAUACUCCUGACGAAUCCGGGUGCCUCAAAUGGUUGGACGAGCAGCUUCCCUCGUCUGUUCUGUUUGUGUCCUUCGGAAGCGCAGGCGUUUUGUCGAGGGAGCAAAAUACAGAUCUGGCACUUGGGCUCGAAGCUAGCGGCCACCGGUUCCUGUGGGUUCUGCGAGGCUACAAAUCAGGGGACUCUUCUUCUCUGGAAACUAACAUUUCUCAGCUUUUACCAGAGGGUUUUGAGAGUCGAACCUGGGACCGUGGGCUGGUGCUUCUCAAUUGGGCCCCUCAAGUACCGAUUCUUUCUCAUCCCUGUACCGGAGGCUUCCUUUCUCAUUGCGGGUGGAAUUCUACGUUGGAGAGCGUCUGUCAUGGAGUCCCAAUGAUCGCUUGGCCUCUGUAUGCUGAACAGGGGAUGAAUAAGGUCAUACUGGUGAAGCAGCUUAAGAUAGCCAUAGAUUUGAAGAUAGACAAGAAGGGAUUUGUGAAGAGAGAAGAAGUGGAGAGAGCGGUGAGGGAAUUGAUGGAAGGAGCAGAGGGAAGAAUGGCGAGGAACAAAAUGAAGGAAUUGAAGGAGCAGGCUAAGAUGGCAGUCAUGGAAGGAGGGACUACAAUCAAGGCCACAGCCCGUGUAGCCGCAGAUUUAUCAGCCUCAACUUUAAAUGUUAAAGAAUGAUAUAUAUAUUUUAGCUGGUUAAUCGCUACAAGUUGGGAUUCAUUAAGCAUUCUUUCUGGUCUUGUAGACAUGCUCAACAAAUUUGGCAAAAAGUUCAGUCUUCUAUUCUUAAUUAUUUAACAGAAAAUUAAAUUGGAAACUAGAUUUGUUAGGGCUGCAUUGCUUUCUGAAUAUUGUUUCAGAAUCUCAUGGUCAAUGUAUUUUGUUAUAUAUUUGAUUGCUUUGUUGUAAAGCUAUUUUCUCUCAUGUUUUCCCUCCCACAGAAGUAAUUAUGCAUGGUCUCUUCUCCAAUAUUAUUUUGCAGCAGUCCUCUCUUGCUACAGCAUUGAAAAAUUAUGAACAACAUUUUGGAGAAGCAUGUGCUUGACAUUCUUAGAAAAAAAUGAUCAGCUUUAUUGUAAUUUGCAGCCUGUUUUUAAUAAUACUCAAGUUAUAAAGUUAUUUGGCAA